AUGUGCGCUCGGAUAUGGAUUUUGAACGAAGAGCCCAAAAUGGAGUCCGAAGAUCCAAAGCAGUGUUUGGUUGAGGCCGAAGGCAUGAAACGCCUUGCCUUCUGCGGCGUUGCCGUGUCCACAGUGGCCACGUUGGUCGCCAUUGUGUGCGUACCGAUGCUGUGCACCUAUAUGCAGAAUGUGCAGUCGAAUCUUCAGGAUGAGAUCAGUUUCUGCCGUACUCGUUCGGUAUCGCUUCGUGGCGAAUACACCAAGCUGGCUCAUUCACGCCAGGCCGUAAAAGCCGAACGUGAGAAGCGUCAAGUGACCCACGAAUGCUGCAGUUGUGGAAUCGGACCAUCGGGCGCACCCGGAGCACCUGGUCCAGACGGUGAGGACGGUCGUGAUGGCAAAGCCGGUAAACCUGGACCGAACGGACCAGACGCUGAAGAAGGACAGAAGCCAACUGAGAAAGACUGGUGCUUCAAUUGCCCAGAGGGACCAGCAGGACCGGCCGGACAGGCAGGACCCAAAGGACCACAAGGAACAGCAGGCGACAAAGGCGAGGAUGGUCCAGCUGGACCACCCGGACCGACCGGCCCACUUGGCCCGGUCGGACCCAAAGGACCAGUGGGAGAGGCUGGCGCCGAAGGUGAAGCCGGCAAACCGGGCGUACAACACGAGGUUCCCGGUCCACCCGGACCACCAGGACCACCCGGAGAGAUGGGACCCGCCGGUGAGGCAGGACCAGAAGGUCGUGAUGGUCGCCCAGGACGCAAGGGACCACGUGGCCCGGCCGGUGAGAACGGCAAAGACGCCGAGAAUGGCCAAGAUGGUGCCCUGGGUGACCAAGGCGAGGCUGGCGCUGACGGACCGAAAGGCAGCUGUGACCACUGUCCACCACCCAGAACCGCUCCAGGCUAUUAA
Molecule: messenger RNA, 906 nt
Organism: Anisakis simplex (herring worm)
Lineage: Eukaryota; Metazoa; Nematoda; Chromadorea; Rhabditida; Anisakidae
Source: the annotation of a GenBank genome assembly